AUGAAGAAGAUUGAAAGCCAGGAAACAAGAUUCUUCAGGAUGUUUCAGACUUGUGUUAUGAUUGUGCUGCUGUUCUUCAAAGAGGAAGGUUCUAGUUUUAACUGGGAUGUCACUGUCAUGCUGUUUCAGGGGAUGGGAUUAGCACUGGUAGCAAGUGUAUCAGCAUGGAAAGAGAAGCCCUGCUUCAAUUCAAACAAGGUAUUGAGUUUGAUCAUUGUGGGUUGCUCACUUCUUGGGGGAGACCAUCAAGACUGCUGCAGAUGGCCCGGUAUUCGCUGCAGCAACCUUACUAGCAAUGUUAUCAUGCUUAGUCUUCAAGGUAAUGGUGUGAAUGAUGAUGAGUUUUGUCUACAAGGUAAGGUGGAUUCUUCCAUAUUUAAGCUUAAGCAUUUGAAAUAUUUGGACCUGAGCUGUAAUAAAUUUUCCCAGCCUAUUCCCAAAUACAUUGAUUCCCUCACCAAUUUAGAGCAUCUGAAUCUGUCAACUGCUGGCUUUACUGGUGAAAUUCCUCAGCAACUGGGAAAUCUUUCCAAAUUAGCAUAUCUUGAUCUCAGUUCUUAUGGCUAUUCUUUCUCUAACAGACUUACUGCUAAAAGCUUGCAAUGGCUUUCCGGUCUCAAAAUGUUGAGAGAAAUCCACCUUGGUGGAAGUGAUCUUAGUGAAGCCACAGACUGGUUCCAAGCCAUACACAAGAUUCCUUCUCUAAAGGUCCUUUACUUGGAUAACUGUCCCCAUCUUCCUAUACCAUUAUCACUUUCUUACAUCAAUACAUCAACCUCUCUUGUCGCCUUGAGCCUUUCUUCUAGCAUUUUCCAGGAUUCUUCUGUAUUCCAAUGGUUGUUCAACUUGAGUGUAAACGGUAACCAAUUUGAACAUCUUGACCUUUCUUCUAACGCUCUUUCAGGGCCUAUCCCAAGUGGAUUUGGGGACAUGCACUCCCUUUCAUAUCUUGACCUUUCUUCUAACUCAUUUUCAGGGCCUAUCCCUAUUGCAUUUGGGAACUUGCAAUCCCUUUCAUAUCUCUCCCUCUCUCAAAAUCAACUCGAAGGUUCAAUUCCCGACAACUUUUCCAACCUGACAUCUCUGCGAGUUCUCUCUCUCUCAAACAAUAAACUUCAUGGUCCCAUUUCGAAAAGCCUCCGCAAUUUGAGCAACUUGCAGAGACUCUACCUACCUUUUAAUAGUUUUGCAGAUGAUUUGUCCAGUGUCAUAAAAGCACUGUCAAGGAGUGCAAACAGGCCCAUUGUGGAAUACUUAGAUUUAAGGGCAAAUGAGUUCUGGGGUUCUGUUCCAGACAUGAUCAGCACCUUUUCUUUAAUGAGAGAAUUACAUCUUGAUGGGAACAAGUUGAAUGGCACAGUCAGUGAAGAUUUGGUAGUUCUCGAUGUUGGGUAUAAUUCACUAACUGGCUAUAUACCCUCAAAUAUCGGGGAUACUUUUGGAGCUCUUGGAAUUCUUAAUCUACGAGAGAACAAGUUUUACGGAAGGCUACCUGUAGGCCUUUGUCAACUGUCCAAUCUCCAAAUACUGGAUGUUGCUAGUAACCACAUAUCAGGUACAAUUCCAGAAUGCAUAUAUGAUCUUACUGCAAUGAUUUACGGGUCAAGCUACCUGUUGUCUAUGGAUGUCGUUGACCUCAAGGUCGGGGAAGUAGACACUCUUCCAUACGGAGAAUCUGCAACUAUUGAGUGGAAAAGAGAAGAAAGGAAAUUUGAUAAGUCCGUGGAGCUGUAUAUAUUAAUCGAUCUCUCCCAUAACGAGCUGGAAGGGGAAAUACCUGAUGGAAUUACAAGUCUUAAAGGGUUAAUCUCCAUUGACUUGUCAAGAAACAAAUUACAUGGAACCAUUCCGUACAAUAUUAGUCAGUUGACAUUGUUAGAGUUUUUCGAUUUAUCAAACAACCACCUCUCUGUAGAUAUACCUGUAAGCCUUGCGCAGCUCACUUAUCUGGGAACCCUGAAUUUGUCAGACAAUAACUUUACAGGGAGAAUCCCACAUGGAACUCAGCUACAGAGUUUUGAUCCUUCAUCAUACAUGGGAAACCCAUCACUUUGUGGCGCACCACUUCAAGAAUGCCCCGGAGAUAAACAACCUCCUGUAAAGAUACCAAAUACAGAACAAGAACAUGAACAUAGCAUUGAUCGGUUUUAUCUAGGGUUGUACAUAAGCUUGGUGCUUGGAUUUAUUAUAGGCUUCUGGGGAGUUUGCGGCACUUUGGUCCUCAAACAAUCAUGGAGAUAUGCUUUUUUUCGGUUCUUCGAUGACAUGAAAGACAAGGUGUAUGUCAUGGUAGUUGUUAAUGUAGCUAGAGCUUGGAGGAAACCUUGA
This is a messenger RNA of Spinacia oleracea (spinach), 2328 nucleotides long. RefSeq names its product receptor-like protein EIX2. NCBI's taxonomy places the organism in Eukaryota, Viridiplantae, Streptophyta, Magnoliopsida, Caryophyllales, Amaranthaceae. The coding region runs from base 1 to 2328 and encodes 775 amino acids. The transcript has 3 exons. The record is from RefSeq and is a predicted model, not a curated record. Gene Ontology annotation, molecular function: protein binding.